AUGGUGCACUUGCCCUUACCUAGAGGAAUCAGCCAGCUUGGCCACAAGAAACAGGACCAAGGUGCCGCCUCCAAUGGCGACAGCAGUCGAAGACCUAGUCCACCCAACAAUAGCAGUAAUAUCAGCAUAAACACACAGGUCGACCAGAAACCGCUGAUUCUCAAGCUCUAUGUCAUCAAGGUACUGGAUCUGCCGUCGGUCGACAUGGCACAAAUUCCUAACAGCUUCGCAGGCACGAAACCUGGCUGCAAAAGACAGUAUCUCAUUGUAACUCUUGGAAAUUCUAAGCAGUCGACCCCCUCGAUCCCCAAGACUCUCAACCCGGAAUGGAAGAUAUGCUUUGAUAUGCCUCUCACUGGAGUCCCCCUUCUUGAAUGCAUCUGCUGGGACAAGGAUCGAUUUGGCAAAGACUAUAUGGGAGAAUUCGACCUUCCAAUUGAAGAUAUCUUUGCCAAUGGCCAAGUACAGCAAGAGCCGAAAUGGUACAAACUCAAGUCUAGAAGGGCUACGAAGAAAGACACUGCGGUGUCGGGAGAGGUGCUAAUGCAAUUCUCCAUUGUUGACUCAGCGAAUCCUUCGGCCAGUCCCGAGGAAAUACGCAAGAAGUUCCAGGCGUACAUCGGAGCUGAAGACGAGGACGACGACCUCUCGCGCGUGUCCACGAACGUAGAUAACGAGGUGGCUGACGAGGAGGUGGACGACUUUGACGAGGACCUCGAAUCGGUCACUGAGAAUGAAUCCCCACAGAAGCCUGGUAUAGCAGACAAGAAAGCGAAGAAAAGAAGACUGGCUCGUCUUCGCCGCAAGUCCAUUGCUGCAAGAGCAUACAAUCUUCUUGGAGUUGACAAUGACGUGAAUGGCGUCGUCUUUUUGGAGGUGGUCAAAGUCACUGAUCUCCCUCCUGAACGGAAUAUGACUCGAACCUCUUUUGAUAUGGAUCCUUUCGUGGUUAUAGCUCUGGGCCGAAAAGUCUUCAGGACAAGGGUUAUUCGGCACAACCUUAACCCAGUCUUCAACGAGAAAAUGGUUUUCCAAAUCAUGCGGCAAGAGACUGGCUACUCCUUGACCUUCACUGUCAUCGACCGAGACAAAUUAUCCGGGAAUGACUUUGUGGCGUCCACCACAUUACCCAUCCAGAAAAUCCUUGACUCUGGUCCGGAAGCCGAUCCAGAGACCGGUCUUUAUGUUCUCCCCGAACCGCCCGAAUAUUCACCUGCAAUGGCACAAAAAGAGGGCAAAUCAAGGUUCCGCAUUCCACUCUCUCGCACCUCUUCCGCAAGCAGUUUAUCGAAGUUGGCACGUCCCGGCUACAAGAGGGAUGACUCCCAGUCAUCCCUGUCGAGCACAAGCAUAGCCGAAGGAGCUCGUACACCAGUGCCCACAAGUAUACCGUCGGACAACGGCGGGAGCACACUGAAAUUGCCGGGAGGUGCCGAAACUCCCGUUGCUCAACCAGCCGACGAUCCCACCACGGCCUCGUACGUUAUACCGCUCGAGCUGAAGAACAAAGAAAGAUGGGAAACCAAGCAUAACCCAGAGCUGCACAUUCGAGGACGAUUCCUGCCUUACAAGGCGCUCAGACAGCAAUUUUGGAGAGCGAUGCUGAAACAAUAUGACACAGAUGAGAGCAAAAGAAUCAGCAAGAUAGAGUUCAUGGCGAUGCUCGACACGCUGGGUUCAACUCUGAAGGAAUCAACCAUCGACAAGUUCUUUGAUAGAUUUGCGUCCGAGAAUGAAGACGCUGGUGAGGCUGAUUUGUCAUUUGACCAAGCCAUCAUCUGCCUCGAAGAGCAACUACAAAGAGUCAGCACUAAAAAGUCCGUAUCGGACAAAAUCAAGGAUGGCUUGGGCUCGAUGGGCCACACGCCGCAGGUGACCUCGACGAACACCGAUGCCGGCCCUGGUGUGUCUGGCGUAUCUACUAUUGAACAAGGGCAAACCGGCGCUGCCGGUGAAGAGGGAAAACUACUGCCAGACGACCUCUUAGAUGAAGGAGACGAAGAAGAACAUGUCAUCGAAAUCCGAGAAUGUCCCAUCUGCCAUCAGCCUGACUUGAAUCGACGGACAGAAGCAGACAUAAUCACCCACCUUGCCACCUGCGCCAGCUCGGAUUGGCGACAGGUCAAUAACUUGGUAAUGGGGGGAUUCGUCACUACCAGUCAGGCCCAACGCAAGUGGUACUCCAAAGUCAUUACCAAAAUCGGCUAUGGUGGAUACAAGCUGGGCGCUAAUAGCGCGAAUAUCCUCGUGCAGGACCGCAUUACAGGCCAGAUAAAUGAGGAGCGUAUGUCUGUCUAUGUUCGCAUCGGCAUCCGAUUGCUCUACAAGGCGUUGGGGUCUCGAGAAAUGGAAAAGAAACGGAUUAAAAAAUUGCUCCGAUCGCUAUCCAUCAAGCAGGGCAAGAAGUAUGAGGAUCCUGCAUCGGUGGCUCAGAUCGAGCCUUUCGUUGCAUUUCAUCGACUUGACAUGUCCGAGGUCCUUUUGCCGAUGGAUCAGUUCAAGAACUUCAAUGAGUUCUUCUAUCGAGCUUUGAAGCCGGAAGCCAGGCCUUGCAGCGCCCCAGACAGACAAGAUAUCAUCGUGUCCCCUGCAGACUGUCGGACCGUGGUUUUCAAUUCAAUCGGCGAUGCCACUAGGAUAUGGGUCAAAGGCAGAGAUUACAGCCUCGAAAAGCUAUUUGGCGACGCGUAUCCCUUAGAGGCCAAACGCUACAAAGGCGGCAGCAUGGGCAUCUUUCGUCUAGCUCCCCAAGACUAUCACCGUUUUCAUAUCCCGGUUGAUGGUACCUUGGGCACGCCAAAAGCCAUCGAAGGAGAAUAUUAUACUGUCAACCCAAUGGCCAUUAGGUCGGCACUGGAUGUGUACGGAGAGAAUGUUCGAGUUCUGGUCCCCAUCGAUUCGGUUGCUCAUGGUAGGGUCAUGUUUGUCUGCAUCGGAGCAAUGAUGGUUGGCUCCACUAUCAUCACACGAAAGCCAGGGGAGCGAGUCAAGCGAGCGGAAGAACUGGGCUAUUUCAAAUUCGGCGGCAGCACUGUACUCUUGUUCUUCGAACCCGGCAAGAUGGUCUAUGACGAUGAUUUGGUGGAGAACAGCAAUGGAGCUCUAGAGACAUUGGUCCGCGUUGGCAUGUCUAUUGGUCACACGCCACAUGUCGAGCCACACAAGCCAGACAUGAAGAAAGCCGAAAGCGCCAUCACCCAUGAGGACAGGCAGGAAGCCAGGCGACGGAUUGAGGGGAGCAUCGCCCCCGAAAGUGACAGCAGAACGAGUUGGAUGCCUGGUAAAACAGGCGGUCUCAGCUCUCUCAACCCGGCGAAUAUUCAUUGA
This is a messenger RNA of Capronia epimyces CBS 606.96, 3327 nucleotides long. RefSeq names its product phosphatidylserine decarboxylase. The record is from RefSeq and is a predicted model, not a curated record. The transcript has 3 exons. Gene Ontology annotation, biological process: phospholipid biosynthetic process. Gene Ontology annotation, molecular function: calcium ion binding; phosphatidylserine decarboxylase activity. Bases 1 to 3327 code for a protein of 1108 amino acids. Lineage: Eukaryota; Fungi; Ascomycota; Eurotiomycetes; Chaetothyriales; Herpotrichiellaceae.